Molecule: messenger RNA, 2371 nt
Organism: Tinamus guttatus (white-throated tinamou)
Lineage: Eukaryota; Metazoa; Chordata; Aves; Tinamiformes; Tinamidae
Source: RefSeq, a predicted model, not a curated record
AUGUUGCUAUUAAAGGCAGCUUGGGCUGCUGCUGGCAGCGCCGCCUACUACGAGGCGGAGGACGAUGAGCUGGGCCGCGGCGGCCUGCUGCGCUUCGGCGACAGCAACGGGCUGCUGCCGCCCGCCGCGGGCACGGUCUACGACAGGACCACGGUGCUCAUCGAGCAGGACCCCGGCCCGCUGGAGGACGACGAGGAGGAAGGGCAGUGCGGGGAGCACCUGCCCUUCCUGCCCGAGGGCCACGAGGAAGGGUUUCAUUUGAUAGCAGACCAUGAAGGAAUGUCCCAGGGUUACGUGCAACACAUCAUUUCUCCGGAUCAGAUUCAUCUAACUAUAAAUCCUGGUUCAACUCCUAUGCCAAGAAAUAUUGAAGGCGCUACACUCACUUUACAGUCUGAAUGCCCAGAAACCAAGCUUAAAGAAGUUAAGAGAUACCAGUGCACCUUUGAGGGCUGUCCACGCACAUAUAGCACUGCUGGAAACCUGCGCACUCACCAAAAGACACAUCGUGGGGAAUACACUUUUGUUUGCAAUCAAGAAGGUUGUGGCAAAGCCUUUCUUACCUCCUAUAGUCUCAAAAUCCACGUUCGUGUGCACACUAAGGAAAAGCCCUUUGAAUGUGACGUGCAGGGCUGCGAAAAGGCAUUCAAUACACUGUACAGGUUGAAAGCACAUCAGAGGCUUCACACGGGGAAAACAUUUAACUGUGAAUCAGAGGGCUGCAGUAAAUACUUCACAACGCACAGUGACUUGAGGAAGCACAUUCGGACACACACAGGAGAAAAGCCAUUUCGGUGUGAGCAUGACGGCUGCGGAAAGGCUUUUGCUGCAAGCCACCACCUUAAAACACAUGUUAGGACACAUACUGGGGAGAAACCCUUCUUCUGUCCCAGUAAUGGCUGUGAGAAGACUUUCAGUACGCAGUAUAGUCUCAAGAGCCACAUGAAAGGUCAUGAGAAAGGACAUGCCUAUAAUGCACUUCCCAAUAACAAUGUAUCUGAGGAUACAAGCCACUCGCUUUGUCUGAGUGACCUAAGCCUCAUAUCCACAGAUUCAGAAUUGCGGGAGAACUCUAAUCCAAAACAUGGACAAGACCUUAGCACAAUCUCACCAGCAAGCAUCUUUGAGUCUGUCUUUCAGAGGCCAGGUCACGCUACAAAGCAGGAAGACUCGCAGCAGACAGCUGCCUUCAUUGAAGGCUACAAUGGUGAUGCAGACGCAGUCCCUGCUGUUCCGCCUCCCGCAGGAGAUCCAGCAUCCCUGUCUCUUCCACUCGUACUGCAGCUUGGCAUCUCUGAGCCGUCGCCCUCAGCACUACAAGCCUCAGCAGCCCCUGCUGCUCCCUCCUCCGUAGGAACCAGCUCGCAACAAGCUGCGUUUGGGAAUUCUGCAACUGUUUUACAAUCUCCCAAAGUGCCUGUUCCUCACAGCACACAGUUUGCAGCCGGUCACCCUGACUUUCUGCAGCACACUCGGACACCGCCGCAGCCUGUUGUACAGGGGCUUUCAGUGGUUGCAGGGGCACCUGCCCCAACAGCAUUAAGUGCCACCGAGCCCCUGCCAGCUGUAGUUCAGACUGUGCCUGUUGGGGCGAACUCUCUGCUGACCAGUAAUCCAACUAUAACAAUUACUCCCUCUCAGAGCACCGCUAUUCUGCAGUCCAGCAUUGUCAUGGGAGAGCAAAACUUGCAAUGGAUUUUAAAUGGUGCCACUGGUUCUCCACAAAGCCAAGAACAAAUGCCACAAGUUCCAAAAGUAGUAGAAAAGGUUUUUUUUACCACUGCGUUACCAGUAACUGGCAACACAGGAACUCCUGUUCAGCAAAUUGGUCUCAGCGUUCCUGUCAUCAUCAUCAAGCAGGAGGAGGCCUGCCAGUGCCAGUGUGCCUGCCGCGACUCUGCCAGGGACAAAGCCACCAGUAAGAAGGAAUGUUCCUCACCUGAGCAAACAGCUCCCCAGCUGCAACCUCAGCCCUUUCCUUCCUCUUCCCGUUCUCCUUCGUGUGGGCAGAGCAGUCACACAGUUAACCCUUCAGACUCACAGACUGAAACGUUAAGUGCCAUGGAUGUAUCAGACUUCCUGUCCCUCCAAAGCCCUGAAACGCCCCCUAAUAUAAUUCCUAUUGAAGCACUACUGCAGGGUGAGGAAGAAAUUGGUUUGAAUAGCAGCUUCUCUAAAUGAAGAUGUUCCAGAUUGUCCUUUGCACCUGGGGGGUAAAAUCCUCCUCCUUAGAAGCAGAAACUGAAGGAUCCUUUUUUUUUUUCCUUCCAAUUGGGAAGUUUUGUGGCUUAUUUCUGCUUCUCUGAUGUCAUCUUAGUCACAUCCCAGGUACACCCAUCUCUGAGAAUCUAUCUUUAAAAAAAAAAAAAGG